CUCCGGCCACCGUAGCUCAGUGACAACACGGCAGAGUACUUUGAUCUGAAUCUGCCUGCUGCUAAAGCUGCUAGCUUCACUGAUCAGUAGCCAGCUCUGCUGUCUAGUUGUGGAUGCGGACAGUCAAUCAAGGCUGUGAUAAAGACAGUUGAUUGGUCUACAUCAAGAGGAAUAUGAGGCUGAAGGAGAUCCAGAGGACUGCCCACCAGGCGUGGAGUCCUGCAGAGCACCAUCCCAUCCACCUGGCCUUAGGAACAUCAGCACAGCAGCUGGAUGCCUCCUUCAACACCACAGCUGCCCUGGAGAUCUUUGAGGUGGAUUUCGCUGACCCAUCUCUGGAUAUGCAGCUCAAAGGGUCACUGCCCACCUCAAACAGGUUGCACAGUAUCGUAUGGGUGAAUUUUGGCAUGGGAGCAGAUGGUACUGGAGGGAGACUGGUUGGUGGCAGUGAAAACGGCACAUUAACUGUAUAUAACCCGGAGGUCAUAAUGAGCUCCGGUGCAGAGGCUGUAGUGGGACAGUCUGACAAACACACAGGACCCGUCCGAGCGCUUGAUUUCAACCCUUUUCAGAGUAAUCUCCUCGCUUCGGGUGCAAAUGAUUCAGAGAUAUAUAUCUGGGAUCUGAACAACUUUAACAGUCCAAUGACACCAGGAACAAAGUCACAGCCUGCUGAAGACAUCAGCGUUGUGUCCUGGAACAGGCAGGUUCAGCACAUCCUGGCCUCGGCCAACCCCAGCGGGAAAGCAGUCGUGUGGGAUCUGAGAAAGAACGAGCCAAUCAUCAAGAUCAGUGAUCACAGCAACAGGAUGCACUGUUCAGGAAUGCUCUGGCACCCUGAUGUGGCCACUCAGCUGGUGUUGGCCUCUGAAGACGAUCGACUGCCCGUCAUCCAGAUGUGGGACCUCCGUUUUGCCACAUCACCCCUUAAAGUCUUUGAGAACCACACAAGGGGGAUUCUGUCUAUAUCCUGGAGCCAGGCCGACUCUGAGCUCCUGCUGAGUAGUGCUAAAGACAACAGGAUCCUCUGCUGGAAUCCAAACACUGGAGAGGUCAUUUACGAGCUUCCAACAACAAACCAGUGGUGCUUUGAUGUCCAGUGGUGCCCCAGGAAUCCUGCCCUGCUUUCAGCCGCCUCGUUCGAUGGGAGAAUCUCCGUCUACUCUGUUAUGGGAGGCAGCUUGAAGGGUCAGCAGCAAAGCACAGCUGAUAAGAUCUCCUCCUCAUUUGAUUCAAUGGAUCCCUUCGGUACAGGGCAGGUGCUGCCUCCCCUGCAAGUCCCUCAGCCUGCAGCAGUGCAGGACACCAUAGUUCCCCCUCUGAAGAAGCCACCCAAGUGGGUGCGCAGGCCAGUGGGCGCUUCCUUUGCUUUCGGGGGAAAGCUGAUAACCUUCGAGAAUACCAAGCUGCCUCCGGUGCAAAGCCCCCAGCCGGUCCCCAGACAAGUGUUUGUGAGCCAGGUUACCACGGAGACGGAGUUCCUCCAGCGCUCCAGGGAGCUGCAGGCGGCGCUGCAGUCGGGCUCCUUCAACAACUACUGCCAGGCCAAGAUUCAGUGCGCCAAGUCAGACGCUGAGCAGGACAUAUGGAAGUUCCUUCUGGUCAACUUUGAGGAUGAAGCCCGCGUUAAAUUCCUCCGACUUUUGGGUUUCAGCAAAGAUGAACUGGAGAAAAAGAUUUCAAAAUGCCUGGGGAAGAGCUUUCAGCACAACGGACACGGAGUAGAUGCCAAAGACCUGGCAGAAAAGAUGCAGCGGCUCUCCACUGAGAGGGCUGAUGUAACAAAUGCGGUAGGCGACACUAGAACUUCUGGUUCAGUUUCACCGGCAGACUUCUUUACUCAGACGCCAAAGGAAAACUCCAACUUCCAGAUCCCUGUGUCAUGUGAUACCGAUGGUUUAAUAAGCCAGUCGCUGCUGGUGGGUAACUUCGAGGGCGCUGUGGAUCUGUGUCUGAAUGACGGUCGUUACGCCGAAGCCAUCCUGUUGUCCAUCAGUGGAGGAGAGGAGCUGCUCAAGAAAACUCAGCAGAAAUACCUAAGCAAUCAAAAGAACAGCAUUUCAAUGCUCAUAUCAUCAGUGGUGACCCAGAACUGGAGAGACAUCGUGCAAAGCUGCGAGUUGGACAAUUGGAAGGAGGCUCUCGCUGCUCUGCUGACUUAUGCUCACCCAGAAGAUUUCGCCCGUCUGUGCGACACCCUGGGAGGCCGAUUGGAGCAUGAGAGGACAGAGAAGCGCUGCCUGCAGGCCUGCCUGUGUUACAUCUGCUCUGGGAACAUUGAGAAGCUGGUGGAGUGCUGGGCCUUGCAUAGAGACUGCUGCUCCCCUCUUGGUCUAGAGGAUCUGGUUGAAAAAGUAAUGAUGCUGCGCAAGUCAAUCGAACGCCUCCGCAACAGCGAGGUGGCGGUCCAGAGCCCCAUCCUGGCCGAGAAGCUCACCUGCUACGCCGGCAUACUGGCUGCAGAGGGCAGUCUGGCCACCGCUAUGACCUACCUGCCUGACAACUCAGACCAAGCUGGGAUCACAAUGCUGAGAGACCGGCUGUUCCACGCUCAGGAAGAGGCUGCCGUUGGACAGCAGCCUCCAAACUCCUUCAACAGAGUCGACGUGUCCACAGCCAAGCCCACUCCUGCUGCUCCGACUCCUGCAACAAAAGCACAAAUUAUGAGUCAGUACCAGCCGUCUGCUGCUUCCCAGGCUGCCCAGCAGCAGCCUCCUAUCUCCUCAUUUUUUACCCCACAAGCUCCAACCAACAGCGGGCCUGGUCUGCCGCCUUAUUCUCAUGUACUGCCGCCCAAUGCGACCCGCCCUGCCUUGAGGCCUCCCUACCCCCAACAUCCUGCUCCGGCUCCAGGUUUCCUUCCUCAUCAGCCAUUCCAGCCUCAGCCCCCUAUGUCCAUUGGCGGACCCUCAGGCUUCCCUCCUCCAGGUCCUUCCAUGCCAGCUGCUAACUUAUCAGGACCUGCGCUACCGCCGCCGUCAUCCACCCCCACAGGCCUGCGCCCCAUGCCCAGCCCCGGGGUGCCACCGAUAAGCUUCACGCCGUCUACCUCUUUGCCCUCAGGCCCCAUGCCACCCAGCUCCCAACACGGAGCCCCAGUUCCCAUGUACCCAGGAGGCCACCACAACCAGGGGCCUGGCCCACUCAUGGCAUCUGGUCCCUUUGCGCCUCUCGGAUCUGGGUACCCACAGGGAGGCCCCGGAGCUCCUGCUGUUGCUCCUCCUCCCACAGGAUACUUUCCCUGGCUGAAUUCCCAGUCUGACUAUGAAGGACCCCAUGAAGGCUGGAAUGACCCACCAGCAGUACGAGGUGGACCCAGGAAGAAGAAGGUCCCUGAGAACUACACUCCACCAGCCCCGAUCAUGACCCCUGUGAUGGGAUUCCCUGUGGAGGCCCCUCAGCCCCACGACCACGCCCAGGUCCCCCCCGGAGCCCCCCAGGAGCCCAGCGUGCAGCUCCUCCAGCAGCUGCCGGCAGAGAGGGUGGAGCAGAAAGAAAUCCCAGCUGAACACAUGGUCCUCAAAUCCACCUUUGACAGCCUGGUGCAGCGCUGCCAGCUCGCAGCUGGAGACCCACAAACGAAAAGGAAACUUGAUGAUGCAGGCAAACGUUUGGGAUACCUGUACGACAAGCUGAGAGAGCAGUCGCUCUCUCACAACAUCCUGAACGGGCUCCACGAGAUCAGCCGCUGCGUGGCGAGCCAGAACUACCAGCGGGGCCUGGAGGUCCACACCCAGGUGGUCAGCAGCAGCAACUUCAGCGAGAUCUCCGCCUUCAUGCCCAUCCUCAAAGUGGUCAUGACCAUCGCCAACAAGCUGGGCGUCUAACUCCCCCGGUGGAGGGUCGGGACGACGACACCACCACCAACCAGACUUCAGUGUUAUCAUAUUGUUAUAUAUGUAUUUAUUUCUUUUUGACCUGAUGACGUGCUUUGAUAAGGAGAAUAAUAACUGAUGAUAUUGCAGAUUGUGGUCUUCAUCACUCCAUGCAUAUUCCUUCCUGGAGGCUGAUUUGGGCGGUGAGGUGGAUUUUUUGUAGAUGUUGCCGUGGUAAUUUUACGAUAAAAUGAAUGUAAACUGAAAGUCGUGAUUCUGUGUAAAUUCAACGGUUGAUGUAAUAUACAAAGUUUGAAUCAAGGCGGUGUUUGUAUAAGUAGUUGCAUUUUCAUCUACACCUGUGCAUAUUUUUUCUUCUAGUAAUACAGUUUUUGAUUGAAUACAUGCAGUGCUCCAACUGCAGAAACGAAACAUCUGAGACUAGCAGCUCCUACGUCUGAGGUAUAGGGGUGAAAAACGGUGGGAAUAAAAUAUAGGUUGCACUUAUCUAUCCUGUCGGUGUAGUUUGUAUGAGGGAGAAACACACCGAUGCUCUUUUUACUGUGUGUCAUAUCGCAACGAGCAUCAAGGAAGCACUGUAACAUUAAAAAAAAAAUACUGAUUGUUCUCUUCACCUGCUGUAACAGGUUGUGUCCAGUUGAUUGUGCCACAACGAGGGGCUUUUGGGCUUAAAGCACUGCAGAAGAAUGCCAUACGGUGAUUGUCAAGUUGCUGUUUUAUUUUAAUUUCUUAGCACUGUUGUUUCCCGAUGGGUUGUGUGAACGAUUGAAUCUUCUAUUCUCGCUUCAGUGUGCAUGUUUCCCUGCUGAGUUCACAUGGCAGCUCAUAAACAAAAGUUACAUUAAUUUAUGUUGAACUGAGAAUGAUCCCUUUUACUCAUCUUUCUACCCCCUCGGCUAAAGUCUUAUCCUUUUGUAACUUUUUUAUCUUAUUUGUUUUUAGAUUAGAUCAUACCAACUCAAAUGAACUGACAACAUAUAAUAUUCUGAGGUUUGUAGCUGGACAUAAAGCUGGAUAGUGUUUGUGUAUCAUGGCGGCAGAAGGCAGUAAAGUGCCUCAGUGUGCUCAUUUUGGUUGCACAGAUAUUUAUACAAUCCAUCAUAUUUGCUUACUUUACUCAUGUCGUUAUCUUUUUCAAAUAAAAGUUCACUUCAUAAGA
Molecule: messenger RNA, 4995 nt
Organism: Sebastes umbrosus (honeycomb rockfish)
Lineage: Eukaryota; Metazoa; Chordata; Actinopteri; Perciformes; Sebastidae
Gene: sec31b
Product: SEC31 homolog B, COPII coat complex component
Exons: 26
Coding region: 174-3827 (1217 amino acids)
Biological process (GO): COPII-coated vesicle cargo loading; intracellular protein transport; endoplasmic reticulum to Golgi vesicle-mediated transport
Cellular component (GO): endoplasmic reticulum exit site; COPII vesicle coat
Molecular function (GO): structural molecule activity; protein binding
Source: RefSeq, a predicted model, not a curated record